AUGACUAACAUGGGAAUAGCUUUUGAGAACAUCUUCAUGAUUGAGGUUUCCUGUGAAGAUAAUGAGCCUGUGUUUGAGACAUCCAAGAGUAAAUACAUUAUUGAAGACAUCUGCUAUGAGAACCUGUUAUUUCACUUGUUCAAUGUUGAGGUUUUAGAUUCUAAAUGCAUUGCUCCUCUUCAAUUUUUUUCUUUCGACCGAUUUUCCUUCAGAUUUGGCCCCAACUUUGUUAAUCUAUACCUUUUCUAUGACUGCAACAAUUCCUUCCCUAUCGAUUACACCCAACAUCCAAUUUCUUGUUUUUCCAAUGCCUCCAUUCACUCUUACGUGGUUUUGGAAACCGGAAAAGACUCCAUCAACUGUGAUGCAAUGCCUUGUCAGUCUUAUGUUGCCGCACCAGUUGAGUUGGAGGGAGGGCAGCAGAAUCAAACAUUGGAGACUAUAGACUACACAACUCUGCUGAAAAAUGGAUUUACACUAGAAAGGAGUACUGCAAUUAGUUGCGCUGAAUGCAACAGAAGCGGUGGUCGUUGUGGAUUCACCAAUGACACACUGUGUUUCUGCCCUGAUGGACCACACCGCAAACACUGCAACCACGGAACUUUCAGCCCGAUUCCUUCCACCAUACCUUCAGCCCAGAAAGGUGAGGUGCAUCACCUUUCAUGGUCCAAUCCCAUUGGUCUGCAUUGGGAUCCUCCUGAGAAACAUGAUGUGGUAUACCACUGA
Molecule: messenger RNA, 726 nt
Organism: Ilex paraguariensis (yerba mate)
Lineage: Eukaryota; Viridiplantae; Streptophyta; Magnoliopsida; Aquifoliales; Aquifoliaceae
Source: the annotation of a GenBank genome assembly